Messenger RNA from Nothobranchius furzeri (turquoise killifish), 2065 nucleotides. It is a transcript of the gene vgll2b, whose product is annotated as vestigial-like family member 2b. The record is from RefSeq and is a predicted model, not a curated record. Gene Ontology annotation, biological process: regulation of transcription by RNA polymerase II. NCBI's taxonomy places the organism in Eukaryota, Metazoa, Chordata, Actinopteri, Cyprinodontiformes, Nothobranchiidae. Gene Ontology annotation, cellular component: nucleus.
CACGUUUUGCUGCCGCAGCUGUUGUGGGGCGCGCUGGAAGUCGGUGAGGUGCGCGCUUUCUGUAGUGACUAUGUCAAAUCUGGCACGGGCUUUCUCACGCUGGGCAGCGAGCAGAGCACUGAGCCAGUUUCACUUCGACUCUAAACUAGACGGGAUGUUGUCGCGCUCCCGCUGUCUGAGGUCGGAUUCAGCAGAGCAGUGAGGACACCGCUCAUUUACCAUGAGCUGUUUGGAUGUUGUGUACCCAGCCUAUGGACGUUACGCACAGUACGCACCGACUGCUCCUGCAUUUAUCAACAGCUUACAGGCUCCUACAGGUCUGAGCAGCACUGCGCCCCACAGUCGGGAUUUAAUGGACACUCCCAGCGUUCCUGAAGGGAUGUCUGGGGGCCCAGGCACGGGAGGAUCGACUUCCUCCUCAUCUUCAUCCAGCUCUUCUUCCUCUUACACCUCCACAUCAUCAAGGCCAGCAGACGGACCCAAGGAGAAGCAGGAGGCGCCCGAAGCAGAGUAUUUGACUUCUCGUUGUGUCCUCUUCACCUACUACCAUGGAGACAUCAGCAGCGUGGUGGACGAGCACUUCUCCAGAGCCCUCAGCUCCUACAUGGAUGGAGAGGGCAAGCGGCGGGCAUCAGACCAACAGGGCACAGACACCCCUUCACCGAGCAGCCGACGGAGCUUCCCCCCAUCCUUCUGGGACAGCAACUACUCCUCACCUCAGAGCCGCCCCCACUGCGAGACGAGCACACCCUCCUAUUCCAUGGACCCUUACACGUCAGGGCUACAUCCAGGCCUGCCGCAUCCACACGCUCAUCCCCACCCACACGCUCAUCCUCACGCCAACCCUCACCCAGCAGAGAGCUGGGGGUAUCCCCAGGCCCAAGCAUAUGGCCCUCCACGGCCUCUACAUGAACUGUAUUCACCGUCGGCUUUGGAACCUCACUACGGGGGCCUGCUCAUGCCCACCGUGAGACCACCUCAUCUAUCCGCCCUGCCGAGUCACUACGAAGUGAGCAAGCUGGAGCCCCCCACCUCUUGGCCCAGUCUACUUCCCCCUGGAGACGUUAGCCAGACCCUGGCUCUCAACAUGGAUGCAGGCCUCCAACAGCACAAGAAAGGCAAGGAGCUGUACUGGUUCUAACGAGCCCUUCAGUCACACUGACCUGCCAUUACCAGAUCCAAUUAGUCCCUGGACCUGCUCCGCUAUUGAAGCAGCUUGUCUUUUUAUCCCCCUACAACACACCGCAUCCCCAUCUAUCCACCCCCUUCUUCUGUUUCUAGCCUCCCAUGCCAGGAUACAGCCUUGCUCCAGGUCGACGUGUGUGCACCAUGGAGAUAAAGCGGAGAGAGGGAACAGUGCGGAGAGCCACAGCUUCUGAACUGGCUACGAUCUGUGCUUUUUUCUGCAUCUCUUCCUCUUGGUCUCUCACCUCUGCAGCACAGACACUGGCAAGAUGAGAGCCUCGGUGACCUGUUUGGACUGAGAAAGACAGGAUCACAGCAGACGUUUGCAGAGGAGAGAGAGGUAGAAGAGUAAAUGGAGGGGCAGAGGGAUGAAUAGCAGACAGCAGGGAUUUCAUCCAGCGACCCUGGUUAUUUCUAUCUCACAUUCUGUGUCGUCACUCAUCUGCAUUUCACAAAUGCAACAACAGCAAUACCCAAGAGCGGAAAUUAUGGCAGUUCAUGCUUUGUGACAUUCAUCACAAAGCCUUUUUUUAUUAUUAUUAAAUAUUUCUCUCUAAGACAAAGUGUUUAUUUAUCAGUAAUGUGCAUUUGUAUGAUGACUGGUCGGCCAGUGCUCUGAAAUCACCGUGAUUCAUUUUAUUGAGGUGAUUGAGCUUUUGCUGGAGUUUCACAUCUAUAUUUUACAAUUUCACCUCAUUGUCCAGUCUAAAGACUAUUCAUCAAAGACUGUACUGAUAAUUUGAUGUUGUUCCAUUUUAGGUUUUUAUUUACUAGACGUUUUGAAUUUGGGUGAAUAUUAUGGGAUUUUGUUUUUGUGUGUCGUCUUUCAUUUUUGUGUCCAUGGAGAAUGUAAUGUCAAUAAAUAUUUUAUUGUACAUCA